Myotis lucifugus (little brown bat) is the source of this 915-nucleotide messenger RNA. It is a transcript of the gene ZFP42, whose product is annotated as ZFP42 zinc finger protein. Lineage: Eukaryota; Metazoa; Chordata; Mammalia; Chiroptera; Vespertilionidae. The record is from RefSeq and is a predicted model, not a curated record. Gene Ontology annotation, cellular component: transcription regulator complex; PcG protein complex. The transcript has a single exon. Gene Ontology annotation, biological process: regulation of transcription by RNA polymerase II. The coding region runs from base 1 to 915 and encodes 304 amino acids. Gene Ontology annotation, molecular function: RNA polymerase II cis-regulatory region sequence-specific DNA binding; DNA-binding transcription factor activity, RNA polymerase II-specific.
AUGGAGCAGCAACUGAAUACAAGGGCAAAGACACGUGGACGGAAAGGCCGGGGCAGAAGGGCCCUCGGUGGGAAUAAGCCAAAUCCAGCCACACCAGAGCCAGCCCAGCAGGAGCCCCUCACCGUGAUGAGGGCCUUGUGGGAUGAAGUUGGGGGCCACGAGAUCAGCUAUGAGGUUGGUGAAGAGGACCCCUUCUCUGACUGUUACAUAGAGUGCAUCAUACGAGGUGAGUUUUCCGAACCCACCCGGGAAGAGGACAUAUUUCUUAAGUCCUUCAGCUGCCUGGGAGGAGGACGAGAGCAAGAGUUUUCUCAACAGGUUUUUGUUGAUGCAAACUCACUUUCUGAAUGUUCCUUGCAAUACAUGGAAAAGGAGGCAAAACAAGAAUUUCCUCCACAGAAUGUGGGAGAGAAAUCACUUGUUGAGCAUUCUGAGCACAUGACAGGCAAGAAGCCUCCUCCUGGAGAAACACCCAACGCUAGCCUGCUAGAUCCCACCCGGCCUGCAGAAUUUGCUAGAAAUAAGCCAAGAAAAAAUGGGGAAUAUGAUGCUCCAGAAAAAUUUGUUUGCCCUCAGAGUGAAUGCGCAAAAGAGCUGAAGACGAGACGUUCCCUGAAAAAGCAUCUCCAACUCGUUCAUGGCCCCCGCAACCACGUGUGUGCGGAGUGUGGGAAAGCGUUUCCUGAGAACUCCAAACUAAAAAGACAUUUUAUGGCUCAUACUGGAGAGAGGCCUUUUCUGUGCACCUUUAAAGGGUGCGGAAAACGCUUUUCCCUGGACUUCAACUUGCGUACACAUGUGCGCAUCCACACCGGGGAGCGGGCUUUUGUGUGUUCCUUUGAAGGCUGUCAUAGGAGCUUUGUCCAGUCAGGUAACCUGAAAGCUCACAUCUUAACUCAUGCAAAUAAAAAAUAA